Messenger RNA from Mucor velutinosus, 1263 nucleotides. RefSeq lists its product as uncharacterized. The record is from RefSeq and is a predicted model, not a curated record. The transcript is spliced from 5 exons. NCBI's taxonomy places the organism in Eukaryota, Fungi, Mucoromycota, Mucoromycetes, Mucorales, Mucoraceae. The coding region runs from base 1 to 1263 and encodes 420 amino acids.
AUGAACCCUCAAGAGCAGAACUCUCCAGCUGUCAUUGAUAAUGAGUUGUUUCAAAUGUAUGCUCAUUACCAGCUAUGCAGAGUGAAGAAUAUUAGCAACUCGAGCGAUGCGGCAGAAAAAAAGGCUUUAGUUCAGAUAUUGGAAGCCUGCCAGCACAUAAAUGCGAGCACUUUCCAUUCGCUUGCCAAUGAUCUCUUGAAGCAUUCCGUCCAGCUAGAGUCUUUCCACGAGGGUGGUCUCACAUCGCUAUUUGACAGUACCGUAUAUAAUCCAAAUGGCAUACCCAGUAUCGGAAGUCCGUUGGACAAUAUACCUCAAGUGAAUGUACACGCUGGAACAAAGAGAGCCAAGAAGGAUUCAGGCAGGUUACGUAAUCUCAGUCGUGAUGUGAUGAAAGCCCCUCACGCUACAACAUCGUAUGGGGCUGAUCUGAAUCGACAAUACAGCGCUGAACAAUCUAGCACCGAAGAUUCCGAUAAUGAGGAGCCCACCAUUAUAACACCAAAGAGAAAGAGAACACUGUCAAUGACUAUCACAGACAGCAGACAAGGCUUGUCAACUCCCAAUUUACGAAGCGACAGACAAUACAAUUUAUCAAGCUCGUCAAGAAGAGAUCUGGACUAUAUGAGCUCAGUUCCAGAGCAAACCAAGCAAGAGUUAUUCAAACGAAUGAAAAAGAUCACCGACAGUUUUCAAAUUGAUUACAGCGUUUCUCAGGAGGGCAAAACUCCCGUCCGGUCUUUCCAGAUUCACUUUAAGGAAAGGUUCUCUGGUAAAAUUAUCUACCAUCAAUGCCAAACAAAUUUCAUUGCAUUCCAGAUUGGCCAAAUCAUCGACAGAGAGACACGUAUAUUUUCAGCUGAAGUGCAAGAGGAAAACCAGAGGCUGUAUUAUACAAAGGGUUUUAAGAAAACAAAGUCGGAUCCAAGCCUGAAAGUACUCAACAAGUAUAGCAAGACCUUGGCCCGAUUAGUCAAUGAAAUUGGCGUCUAUUGCUUGUUCAUGCCAGAAGUCUUACCACCCACCUUUUACAAAAGAGCCGAUGAGGAUCUUCUUAACAGAGUUAUUAAUCACAUGAACGAGAAAUUUCCUCAUUUUGCUACUAUUGCAAGCAUUGAUGAAAAUGGAAACUUGUUCAUUGCGGAUAUUGGAAAUGUGGGAGAAGAUGCGGGCGAAAUGGCCUGUGAAGAUGUAGGCAAAGAUGCAUCUGAUGAUGCGAAGCAAGAUGUCAAGCCAGAGGCUGUACAGUGCAGUACCGAUUAA